CCAUUGAGAAAUCAUCAAGCAAAAUCAAGUCAAUAUUAACAGAAAAUAUGUAGAAAUCAUUUAAGACUUCUAAUAAAAUGAGGGUACAAACACGUACAUUUUACGUGUGAUCAAUAUGUAUCUCAUGAAUGUUUAUUAUUGUCAAAAUGGCCUGAAUGAAAAGGCGAGCUGUGAAAACAGGCUGUUCAUAUGCAGUUUGUUCAUCUCAACAUCCCCAACAUAUUAAUUAUGCUCUUCAAAAUGAUAACCACUUUGAUAUUUUUUGGAACAAAAAAUAUUUGUCAGUUAUCACCCUAACUCAUUUCGGGGAAUGGGGCAUUACUAUUAAUUUUUUCACCGGUAAUAAUAAUAAUAAUAAUAAUAAUAAUAAUAAUUAUUAUUAUUAUUAUUAUUAUUAUUAUUAUUAUAGUGCGGGUUGCAAUGUUACAAGAAACUUUGGGCACGAUUUGUAAUUGCUAAUUUUCCUUUAUUAAUCAUCUCAUUUCAUCCGCUAUGAGAAGGACCGAAAGAGAAUGACGUCUCUAAAAGAUGAGACUUUUUGAAUUUUGAAGUUUAUUUUUCAGAAACGUCCCUUGCUUCCUCAGUCACUGCUACAUAAGAAUCUCCUUCGAUCUCAUCAAUUGUCAUGACUCAAAGACGACCUUUAACCCUCCAGAAUCCCCUUUUUGUUAAAUCACAAAAUAAAGAAUCCCGUUUUGGCUGGCUCAUGCAACAAGAACAAAACAGAUAAAAGACAUUAAGUCACGUGUUUGUUCUUCUUAAACUUUCAACUAGUCCCGGAAAAUAAUUAAAAGACAAAGUACUAAACUUGUUGAUAAACAUGACCGAUCGCCUGCAUGAAAAUGCGAUUACGCCGCAUCGGAUGCCGGAGUUGCAGCAGUAAUAGUAUUUCUGUGCAACAUCAGGACAAAUUAAGGAACAUUUGCUAAUGUUGAUUCCAUAGUGGUUAGAAAAUUAUUUUUUUAAUUGACUACGUGUCGCUCUUUUUAAUCGACUAUGCAACAUGGGACAAAUUAUUUUUUUUUUAAUUGACUACGUGUCGCAUCGAAUUCCUAAAAACGUAAAAAUCGGUAGUUUUUAAAUUUUAAAGCGUGAUUUUGACUUUACAUUGGUCUCACAUAUGGAUCAAUAGCGAGCUCUAUGUACAAAUGAGCUAGUACAUAGAUUAACAAAAUGAACCUCUUCCACCAAUUCGAUCUAUUGACCGAUCAACCGAUUCUUAACACGGGAAACCAUAUAUCAGACUCAUAGUUGGAUUACCCUUGAAUAGUUAAUUGACUUAAAACACCAAAGUACUCUCACAUUCCCUCCCCUGGCCGGUUAAACGGAAGGAAUCAACCGAAAGGCAGAAUGCCAAUAAUGGACCACAUCCCGACAGAAUUUGCAGGCAAGCUCGAAUUCAGUAUCCCAUCUUGAUCCUCUCGAUCAUAAUAUCCCUCUUGGCUGUUUUCCCCCAGAGAGUUUGAUAUAUGCUGAUCGCCUCAUGCAUCCCGAAUUUUGUUCAAUAAUUUGUCCCAUUCUCCCUUCCCCUUCUCACAUCCAAUUGGUUCAUUGCAAAGUUAUGACUUGUACGCAUGUUUCCAUGCUUUAAAAGAUACGACAAAAUUAAUGAAACAGUACUUGUGCAUCAUCCUCUAUAUAAAAAAGCCCUUGGGGACCCGUAUCUAUCUACUCGCCGGAAGCAUCUCCUUGUAUCGUUCGCCGCCGGCCGGUCACUAGCUCAAGUUCACGAAUUGGGGAAAAAAUGAGCCACUUCACGUUCAUGGGUUUCUUAGCCCAACACCUCCACUGCUCAUUUUUGCUACUACCCGCCAUUUUCUUCUGCUCCGCUUACUUUCUCCUAAACCGAUACUACUCCACUUCCCCGGCCCCGCCCAAGAAACAUCUCCCCCCGUCGCCGCCGGGCCUGCCGGUGAUCGGCAACCUCCACCAGAUAGGCCGCCACCCGCACCGAACCUUCGCCGCUUUAGCCCGGCGCUACGCCGCCCCCGUGAUGCUCCUCCGGCUGGGGAGCCGGCCGGCGCUGCUCGUCUCCACGGGGGCGGCGGCCCGGGAGCUGUUCAAGAACCACGACCUCCUCGUCUCCACCAGGGUCCGGAUCAAGACCAUCGAGAAGCUCUUCUACGACGCCAAGACCGUCGCCUCCGCCCCACCGGGGGACUACUGGCGCCACGCGCGUGCCACGUGCGUCCUCCACCUGCUCAGCAACAAGCGGGUGCAGUCCUUCGCGUCCGUCCGGGCCCAGGAGACGAACCUGGUGGUGGAGAGGCUCGUCGCCGCGUCGCGGCGUGGGGCCCGCGUGGACCUGAGCGACGUGGCGACGUGCCUCUCCAACGACGUCAUAUGUCGGGUGGCGUUCGGCGGCAAGCUGACGACGACGACGUCGUCGAAUCGGUUCAAGGAGUUGUUGGACGAGCUGAUGAGCUUGCUCGGCGGAUACUUCGUCGGGGAUUUCAUUCCGUCGUUGUUCUGGGUGAACUGGGUCUCAGGUGUGAACGGGAGGGUGGACAAGACGUUUAAGGAGUUCGAUGAUAUACUGGAGAGCGUGCUUAUCGAGCAUGAGAAAGAUGGAGUCGUGAAAACUAGCACAAUGGACGACGAAGAGGGGAAAAGUUUUGUGGAUGUUUUGCUCGAGGAGCAAAAGGAUGGAAAGACAGGCCAUUUUCUUGGUCGAGAUAACAUCAAAGCUCUUCUCCUGGACAUGUUUGUCGGCGGAACCGAUACAACCGCAACGCUAGUGGAAUGGGUCAUGGCAGAACUCCUACGACAUCCAAACAUCAUGAACAAGUUACAACACGAGGUGAGAACGGUUGCCAAAGGGAACGUCGGCGACGGGAUGAUCUCUGAAUCUGAUUUGGAUAACAUGACAUACUUGAAACAAGUCAUCCUGGAAACGCUUCGUUUGCACCCUCCGGUCCCGCUGCUUGCACCUAGAGAGCUGACGGAAGAUUGCACGAUCAUGGGCUACGACCUGGCGGCUGGUACGUUCAUUUUCACCAAUGCUUGGGCCAUCGGAAGAGACCCUAAUCGUUGGGCCGACCCAGAUGAGUUCCAGCCGGAGAGGUUUGCGAAUCGCAGCUUGGAUGAUAGCAUCCAUGCUUUCGACGUCGUCCCGUUUGGCGCGGGGAGAAGGGGUUGUGCUGGCAGGUCGUUUGCGCUUGCAACUGCUGAGCUUCUGAUAGCGAAUCUGGUGGGGAGAUUUGAUUGGGCACUGCCUGAUGGUGGUAAGGCUGAGGAUUUGGACAUGAGUGAGUGUACACUUCCUACUAUACAUUUGCGGUAUCCCCUACUUGCCAUGGCGACUCCGGUUUAGUCAUUUGGUUUUGGGGUUUAAUUUCAUAUAUGUUGUUUCAGUUUCUUCAUUCCUUACUGUCAAAUCUUACCCUACUGGGGCAGGGUAUUUUCUAGUUGAGAUCUACUCAACACCCUCUUCAUUAUCAAUAUGAGUCUUUAAAAUAUCGGUUAUUGUAUAAUCAAACGAUUGUUAGCAU
This is a messenger RNA of Linum trigynum, 3491 nucleotides long. NCBI's taxonomy places the organism in Eukaryota, Viridiplantae, Streptophyta, Magnoliopsida, Malpighiales, Linaceae. The record is from the annotation of a GenBank genome assembly.